CCUUAGGGUAUGUUUGUGUCGUAGGGUACAUUUACCUAUCAAUAUCCCUGUCGCUACCCCACCAUUACUACAUAUGUAGUAAUGGCGAAUUCCGUUGUAGUUACCUUUUUUCCCCAUCCUUCCGUUCCCGUUGCUAUCGCUAACCGUACCUAGUAGUUUCCUAAUGUAAGUACGUAAGAUAACGUUAGAAUCUAUCGGUCGUACUAACAUUUCGUACCAACAGCUAAUUCUUUUCCAUCCUUCCUCUCCCUUGAGACGUGACCAACUCCAUAAUCCCACCUUUACGAUUACCCAUUAAUAAUAAGUACAUUUAUUCGUCGUACAAAUAUUCUUUGUUCAUAUCGUACAAGCGUAGCACAAACCUACAUCAUGUCAACCGGACACGCUUUUGCAUCGACAUCCUCGCCGCAUUCCUCGGCGGCCGCCCGUCUCUUACAGAGGCAACUCAAAGAAAUGCGUACAUCCCAAGAUCUGACAGGCAUCUCGGUAGGCUUGGUCAGGGAAAGCAAUGUUUUCGAAUGGGAAGUAAUUCUUAUGAUCAAUGACGACUGUAAAUACUACGGCGGCGCUUAUUUCCGAGCUAUCAUGUACUUCCCACCCGAAUAUCCUCACCUACCUCCCAGGAUCGUCUUCCAGAACCCGGUACCAUUCCAUCCCAACAUCUACCCAAGCGGCGACCUCUGCAUAUCGAUCUUGCAUGCCCCGGGUGACGAUAUGUACGGAUACGAGAGCGCCGCCGAACGUUGGAGUCCUGUACAAACACCAGAGACGAUACUUCUGAGUGUCCUUAGCCUCUUUAACGAGCCCAACGAUGAGAGUGCCGCCAAUUUAGACGCCGCCAAGUUGUUACGGGCCGAGAAAGAAGGGGGGCCGAAGGAGUUUAGGAAGCGAGUCCGACAGUGUGUCAGGGAGAGUCUAGGCGAAAACUAAAUAGACUCGACGAGGGACUGAAUCAACAUCCAUGGCGCAUACCUACACCUGGCGCAUUAGAGCGAGUGAUUUCCAUCCAGGAGCAAAGGGGAGGCAAUUCUAGGAGCAUCCUUCGGCGGAGAUCGCGUUCAUUUCGAUGUCAGCAUAAUUGUUUUCUGAGCAUAUGGGGAGGCGUUUAGAGGUUAGGUAUUCAGUUCGUUGACCAUUA
Molecule: messenger RNA, 1138 nt
Organism: Hypoxylon trugodes
Lineage: Eukaryota; Fungi; Ascomycota; Sordariomycetes; Xylariales; Hypoxylaceae
Product: ubiquitin-conjugating enzyme E2
Exons: 2
Coding region: 370-930 (186 amino acids)
Cellular component (GO): cytosol; endoplasmic reticulum
Source: RefSeq, a predicted model, not a curated record